Messenger RNA from Fusarium oxysporum Fo47, 1238 nucleotides. Its product is annotated as chitin deacetylase family protein. The coding region runs from base 274 to 1092 and encodes 272 amino acids. Gene Ontology annotation, molecular function: hydrolase activity, acting on carbon-nitrogen (but not peptide) bonds. The transcript has a single exon. Gene Ontology annotation, cellular component: membrane. Gene Ontology annotation, biological process: carbohydrate metabolic process. The record is from RefSeq and is a predicted model, not a curated record. NCBI's taxonomy places the organism in Eukaryota, Fungi, Ascomycota, Sordariomycetes, Hypocreales, Nectriaceae.
CUUUCAUUGGUCGAAACAGACGCUGCAGAAGCGCGAGCGGGAGCGCAAAGGGCAGUCCAGGGUAGAGGGGUCCCGUCUUGCAUGAGGCGCCAUGACCAUGAUGCUCGUCCCCUUUUCGCUGCCUCCUGGUCUCUUUGUAUCCAAUCUCUACAACACCACCACACAACCAUCACCAACCUCCUCCCUCCCUCUUGAGAAGAGGGAGCAUGUGCAGGCUACAGAGUCUCGUUUCUGGGACUUGCGGCCGCAGUUGACCACCUAGCCAAUGCUCCAAUGGCCCGAUUCUCCCUUUUCCGCCUGCCUACCAAGCUGCGGCGCAGGGUCAGGCGUAAUCGCAUGGCUACCCUUAUAGCCCUCGUCGUCCUCGUAGGCCUCCUAAUCUUUCCCUUCUACUCGGCCUAUUGCGUCUACAAACCUCCGAGAUACCUCAUCAAUUGGCUGCGGAGGAAGUACCCAGACGUCCUGUUCGAAGAGCCCACCGACCAGAAGAUCAUCGCCCUAUCUAUCGACGAUGCGCCGUCCGCCCACACCGAUGAUAUCAUGCAAGUCCUGGAGGAGAAUGAGGCCCACGCUACCUUUUUUGUCAUAGGAUCUCAGGUUGAGGGUCGCAAGGAUAAGCUCGUCAAAUUGGUUGCAAAGGGGCAUGAGCUGGGAAACCAUGCCAUGCAUGAUGAGCCCUCCAAGUCACUCAGUAACGAAAAGCUGCUGGAGGAAGUCCACCUCGUCAAGGACAUGCUGACGGAGGCAUACGCCGCCAACGGUCAGAUCCUCCCCAACAAUUACUUCCGUCCAGGAUCUGGAAUAUUCAACAGACGGAUGCGAGAUGUGUUGGGAAACCAGGGUUUUCGCAUCACUCUGGGCAGUGUGUAUCCUCACGACCCCCAAAUACCAUAUCCUGAUACCAACGCGAAGCAUAUUCUGAGCAUGGCUCACCCGGGAGCUAUCAUUAUCUGUCACGACAGGAGAUCAUGGACUGUGCCCAUGUUGCGCACUGUUCUUCCUGAACUCAAACGGCAGGGGUAUCGGGUUGUUACCAUCACAGACCUUGUGAAGGCGGUGUCGUCUCAGAACCAACGGCAACAACAUCUUUGAACUCUCGUGAGCGUUCCUUUUACCUAUGCAUGCAUUGAUCCGGGGAUUACUAGAAUGUUUGGAUAUGGUCUAGGGUAUAGAUUGGUUUGUCUAUCAGGAAACAUUAGAGUGUAAUUUUUAACGACCCGUCUUCUUCUAUGAGUUUG